Molecule: messenger RNA, 1569 nt
Organism: Gossypium arboreum
Lineage: Eukaryota; Viridiplantae; Streptophyta; Magnoliopsida; Malvales; Malvaceae
Exons: 3
Coding region: 1-1569 (522 amino acids)
Molecular function (GO): nucleic acid binding
Source: RefSeq, a predicted model, not a curated record
AUGGGGGUUGUAAAAUUUGACGACACCCCUAGUAAUGAGAACCUGUUGCCAAAUCAUGGUGAUCAAGGGGUAAAUGCAGUUGGGGAUACUGGUAUGAGAAGGAUUAAAGAGGGCGUGGCCGAGGUGAGAACGUCGAUGAAAAUGAUUUGGCAAGAAAUGGUGAAAAGAGAGAUGAUAAUCUCUAAAGAAAGGAAUAGAGGAGUGAGGGAUUCCUGCGAGUUCCAUACUGAGGAGAGGCACGAGAUCCAGGAAUGUGACGAGUUUAAGGCCUUGGUACAAAGCCUUAUGGAUAAUAAGGAGCUGGAAUUUUAUGAAGCUAGCUUAGAUGAGGGACGUAUAUGCACAUUAGAAGGUGGACCAAAGAAUCAAAACUGGCCAAGGAUCAUUAUUUCUUUACCAAGAAAUAAUGAAGUUGAAAUACCAACAGUACCGAAAGUCAUUAUUCAUAAACCUGUUUCAUUUUCUUAUAAGGAUAACAAGAGGGUACCUUGGAAUUAUAAUUGCAAUGUGACAAUGCCGGAGAAUGAGGAUAUAGCUGGUGCUUCUGAGGAGAUUCAAGGUAAGGGUUCUUACACACGUAGUGGGAAGCAUUAUGAUACAGAAGGCGUCAGAGUUGAGUACGCAAAAGCAAAAGCCUUUAACAAAGGAAAAGGGGCUGAAAUACUGGUUAAUGAGCCAGUGAAGGAAAAAGAAGCCAAAGAGUUUCUAAAAUUCUUAAAACACAGUGAGUACAGCAUGGUUGAAUUGCGCAAACAACCAACUCGCAUAUCAGUAUUGUUUUUGCUCUUAAGCUCAGAGGUACAUAGGGAAGCAUUGAUGAAGGUGCUCAAUGAGACUUACGUUACUAAUGAUAUAUCCGUCAAUAAGUUGGAUCGAUUGGUUAGUAACAUAAGUGCGGACAAUUUUAUCUAUUUUAAUGAUGAUGAAAUCUCACCUGGUGGCAUGGGAUCAGCAAAAGCUUUACACAUUACCACUCGUGUAAGGGGUAUACGUUGCCGACUAUUUCCCAUAGACAGUCCUCACAUGAAAACAUGCCAUAAUGUAGUGAGAGCAUUUGAUGGUACAGAGAGAAAGGUCAUGGGAAGAAUUGAUAUUCCUUUGAUGAUUAGGCCAAACACUUAUGAGAAAUUGAAGUUAGUAGCUGAUGGACGGUUGGUCACCAUAAAUGCGGAAGAGGACAUUAUAGCGACAGUUACUAGUGACGCACCCUAUGUAGAAGCAAACGAGGAGGCCAUUGAAUGCUCUUUUCGUUCAUUAGAAUUCGUUAAUGCAACAUUCAUUUCAGAGGGGAAUGAGGUGCCAAUACCCAGAAUAUCUAGAACUACAAGAAUGGGUUUACAGAUGAUAAUUGGGAAAGGAGUCUUGCUAGGAAAAGGAUUGGGAAGAUAUCUUCAAGGAAGGAUUCAGAUUCUAGAAUUAAAGGAGAAGAGAGACCGUUUUGGCUUGGGUUUCAGGCCAGAUUACAAGCAGAGGAGGAAGGAAAUAGAGAAGCGUCAAGAAAGAAGAAGAGUGCAUUUAAAUGGAAGAGAAGUAGAAUGGGAAUUGAUGACGUUCUCUCAUAUAUCCUAA